CGGCGCCGGCUGCAGGCGUGCAUGUACCGGCGUGAAGGAGGCGGCCUGGACCGUUUGUCAUCGCCCGUUAAUCUCUGCGUUUGUCAGGUUAAAAAACCGGAAUAAUCCCUGAAACAUGCGUGACUUAUUGUAGCCGCGAAGAUGCUGACAGACAUGAUUGUGGAGGAAGAAUUUGAGAUCAAGGAGGAGGAACCGUGGUACGACAAGCAAGACCUUGAACAUGACCUGCAGCUGGCGGCCGAGCUCGGCAAGACCCUUCUGGAGCGAAACAGGGAGCUGGAGCAGGGGCUGCAGCAGAUGUACUCCACCAACCAGGAGCAGCUGCAGGAGAUCGAGUACCUGACGAAGCAGGUGGACCUCCUCAGGCAGGUCAAUGACCAGCACGCCAAAGUGUACGAGCAGCUGGACGUGUCGGCCCGAGAGCUGGAGCAGAGCAACCACAAACUGGUCCUGGACAACAGGACGGCCCAGCAGAAGAUCCAGGGGCUGACGGAAACGGUGGAGCUGCUGCAGACGCAGGUGGAGGAGCUGCAGCAUCAGGUGGAGGAGCUGAAGCUGAGUCCUUGUCAGCUUCAGAAGCCUCCGCACGGGGAGAAGUGGCCGCCUCGCAGCACUCAGAGCGUGUCCUGCCUGAAAGAGCUGCAAAACACACUCAGGUACGACGACGACCCCGACGAACCCUCAGGGGGCCUCGAGUCCUCCGACGCGUCGUGGCGUGAGGAGGAGCAGGCGUCGCUACGACAAUCCCUCCGCGCCCUCCAGACUCAGUUUGCCAGUGAGCGCGCUCAGAGGGAGGAGUCAGAGCGAGAGGCGGAGCUGCUCGCCAGCGAAAAUGCGGCGCUGGAGCAGCAGCUGGCGGGGAUGGAGGGCUGUCAGGCCAGAGUGGCUGAGCUGGAGCGUGAGGCCGAGGAGCUUCGCCAGCUCUGGAAAUCCUCCACGAGAUCCACCAGGCCGGACAUCAUCCACAGCCUGCUGCCCAGCUCCAUGUUCCUCAGCCCGGAGGAGGAGGGCGGAGGGGAUGCAGCUGCAGCGAGAAGCCCCCGGCCCCUGAAGCGCUGGGACAGCGAGCGCCUCAUGAAGCUGGCGACGAUGCCCGACUCGCCCGACAGGAUCUACGACCACGAGUGCUCCUGCGUGCGCCGAGCCGAGGUGGUGAAGUAUCGCGGGAUCUCGCUGCUCAACGAGGUCGACGCCCAGUACAGCGCCUUGCAGGUGAAGUACGACGAGCUGCUGCGGCGCUGCCACCUGGGGCUGCAGGAGGAAGAGCAGGACGGGCAGAGCCACAAGUCGGUCCAGACCGCAUCCCUCGCCGCCGCCUCUUCUGCUCUGACAGACAUGGAGGACGACUUUCACCAGCCGGAGUACAAGGAACUUUUUAGGGAAAUUUUCUCCCGCAUUCAGAAAACCAAAGAGGACCUGAUUGAAAACAGGGGGGGAGCCUCAGCUGGAGAAGAGCUGCCUGUUUUAUAUUAGUUGCCUCCAAAAAAAAAAAAAAAAAAGGGACUGCUCCAAGAUUAAUAAUCGUCUUCCAGUUGCAGAGAGACUCUUUGGAAAGACUUUUUCUGCAGCACAUGAAGCUAACCAACUCUACUGUACUGUAUGUUAUUUGUUAUUUGAUCGCCAUGCAGAGGGGUUCAGAGAUCAGAGUGAUGCAGGAACACGAAGGCCAAACACCACCAGCUCACGCCUCAGACGUGGCUCAUUUUGCACAGAAACACCGGUGCCUAACGCUGCCGUCUCCACUGUACAAUCACUCUACCUCACUUUGCUCUCAAACAAGCUCCUGAGGGGAUCACAUCCGGGUCGUCUCUGCAGAAACUGUGUCGGUCCUGUGUUUCCUAGAAUUUCCUAAAAAAAAAAAAAAGGAUGUAAUGUGAAUUCAUAGAAAGUUUCCUGGAAAAGACGCAGACAUAAAGAUGCAGUUUGGUU
Messenger RNA from Chelmon rostratus (copperband butterflyfish), 1929 nucleotides. RefSeq names its product cerebellar degeneration-related protein 2-like. The coding region runs from base 142 to 1473 and encodes 443 amino acids. Lineage: Eukaryota; Metazoa; Chordata; Actinopteri; Chaetodontiformes; Chaetodontidae. The record is from RefSeq and is a predicted model, not a curated record. The transcript is spliced from 6 exons.